GAUAUUUCCGUGUCUUUGUUUUACCGUCUAAGUAAAUGGUAACGUUAAAACAAACUUCCACGUGCCAAAAGCUUCCCUGUAAUGCGCUGGACCGACUCGACUAGUUAGGGACACUGCAGCUUGUUAGCAAGCCGGAAGUCAUUGAGCGACGCCCCCUUAGCCUAGCAUGGCUAACAUUAGCUACUGACGUCCAGUCGCGCACUCACGUUAGCGGCUAACUAGUUAGCUUGUAGAGAUUCGGAAAGCCGAGGGGCGAUGAUGCUAGCAGAUUAUUUGUGAGGAACGACCCGUAUCCACGUGCCAUGUCUUUGGUUUUCCCACGACCCAACACCAACGCAGUCCACGGCAAGAAGGAUAAGAGACUGAUGGCGGAAGUGAAUGCAUCGCCACUCAAGCAUUUUGUCACAGCAAAGAAGAAGAUCAACGGGAUCUUUGAACAGCUGGGGGUUUACAUUAAGGAGAGUGCUUCCUUUCUAGAUGAAACUCACAAAAAUGAAGAGCUGGAUCCAGUCACCACCGAGGAGCAGGUCCAGGAGGUCCGGGGUUACCUCGCCAAGGUGGCAGGCAUUGGAGAAGUGCUGGCCCGCAGGCAUAUGAAGGUGGUCUUCUUUGGGAGGACCAGUAAUGGGAAGAGCUCUGUGAUCAAUGCCAUGCUAUGUGACAAGGUGCUGCCAAGUGGAAUAGGACACACUACCAAUUGCUUCCUGAGGGUGGAGGGCACCGAUGGCAAUGAGGCUUUCCUUCUCACCGAAGGCUCCGAGGAGAGGAAGAGCAUAAAGACUGUGAACCAGCUGGCGCACGCUCUGCACCAGGACGAGGACCUGGACGCCGGCAGCUUGGUCUGUGUCAUGUGGCCUAAAGCCAAGUGUGCUCUGCUCCGGGAUGAUCUGGUGUUGGUGGACAGCCCAGGUAUUGAUGUUACCACAGAACUGGACAGCUGGAUCGACAAAUUCUGCCUGGAUGCCGAUGUAUUUGUUCUCGUGGCGAACUCUGAGUCCACACUGAUGCAGACGGAGAAGUCUUUCUUUCACAAGGUCAAUGAGCGUCUCUCCAGUCCCAACAUUUUCAUCCUUAACAACCGCUGGGACGCCUCAGCCUCUGAGCCUGAAUACAUGGAGGAGGUCCGCAGGCAGCAUAUGGACCGAUGCACCAAUUUCCUGGUGGACGAGCUCGGCCUGGUGGACCGAGCCCAGGCCAGUGACCGCAUCUUCUUUGUCUCUGCCAAAGAAGUGCUUCAGGCUCGUGUACAGAAGGCCCAAGGAAUGCCUGAAGCAGGUGGAGCUCUUGCUGAGGGAUUCCAAGCCCGAAUGUUUGAGUUCCAGAACUUCGAGAGGCGAUUUGAGGAGUGCAUCUCCCAGUCAGCGGUGAAGACCAAGUUUGAGCAGCACACAGUGAGGGCCAAACAGAUCUCUGAAGCCCUGCGCCGCAUUAUGGAUUCUGUACACAUUGCUGCACAAGAGCAGAGGAUCUACUGCCUUGAGACCAAAGAGGACCGUCAGGACCGAUUGGAGUUCAUAGACAAGCAGCUGGACUUGUUGAGCAUGGACUGUAAAGCCAAGAUCAAGAAGAUCACUGAGGAGGUGGAGAGACAGGUGUCCAAUGCCAUGUCAGAGGAGAUCAGGAAGCUGCAUGUGCUGGUGGAUGACUACCACAUGGACUUCCACCCAUCUCCAGUGGUGCUCAAGGUCUACAAGAAUGAGCUCCAUCGGCACAUAGAGAUGGGUCUGGGCAAGAACAUGUCGGAGAGAUGUUCCACUUCCAUCACCAGUGCUCUGCAGGCCACACAGACGGACAUGAUCGAUGGGCUGAAGCCUCUGCUGCCCAACCUGGUCAGAGAGCAGGUGGACAAGCUGGUUCCUCGUCAGUGCUUCAACCUCAGUUAUGACCUCGCCUGUGACAAGCUUUGCAGUGACUUUCAGGAGGACAUCAGCUUCCACUUCUCCCUGGGCUGGACCAUGCUGGUCAACCGCUUCCUUGGUCCCAAGAACACGCGGCGGGCCCUAAUGGGCUACAGCGACCAGGUCCCUCGACCAAUGGCCCUGACUCCAGUCAGCAGCAGCAUGCCUCCAUUCCCUCAGAGCUCUGUGACCCAGGAGGAGCUAAUGGUCUCCAUGGUGACUGGUCUUGCUUCCCUCACUUCCCGUACCUCCAUGGGUGUCCUUGUGGUUGGUGGCGUGGUGUGGAAGGCAGUGGGCUGGCGUCUGAUCGCCCUGUCAGUGGGUCUGUACGGACUCCUGUACAUCUACGAGCGGCUCACCUGGACCACAAGGGCCAAGGAGAGAGCCUUCAAGAGACAGUUUGUGGACUAUGCUAGCGAGAAGCUUCAGCUCAUAGUCAGUUACACUGGAUCCAACUGCAGCCACCAAGUCCAGCAGGAGUUAGCAGGUGUUUUUGCGCAGCUGUGCCAGCAAGUGGAUGUCACCCGUCAGAACCUGGAGGAGGAGAUCACUGACAUGAACAGCAAGAUCGAGCUCCUGGACGGCCUGCAGAGCAAAGCUAAGCUGCUGCGGAACAAAGCGGGAUGGCUGGACAGCGAGCUCAACAUGUUCACCCAGCAGUACCUCCACCACAGCAAGUGAGCCGCACUGACAAACCACCGGAGGGACACUGCCCUCCUGCUGACACACUUGUGUUUGGUGAACUUGAUUAGAGGAAAUCUUGCACAAUGUUGUGUACAUAGGAGGAGGAAUGGAAGGUUGUUUGUCUGGAGGAGUUACCGGCUGGUUGUGACAUGGAUACAUGGAGCGGAGUGGGACUCGUGUGCUCUGCUGGUCACAUGGUGACACAAGGAAGACUGAAAGUGAAUUAGCUAUUUGAUAGGUCACAACAUAAUGUUCAGUGGUGGUAAUAUUUAAGUGAGCAUAAAGCUGAGGUCACCAGCUGUAGUACAGUCCCAGCUCCCCAUGCAUCUUCAUUAUAACCAGAACCUGACGCCAAUUAACUCUUCCAAGUCAACUCCUGUUGGUUUUUAAUCUAUACGCUUAGAACACUGGGCAAGUGCCAUAAGGGACAAUGCAACAGGAUUUAUUCCUCCAGUUGCAGUGUUGUCACAUUUUUCCUUUCAGGAGGCGAGAAGGAAAGCUGCUUUUCACUGUUUGACGCUUAGCUCUUUGAGAACCGAACCAGAAACCUUAACUGUAGACCAUUUGUGAAGUGCAUUUCCUUUAUUGUUCUCUGAGAGUAAACCUACAUCUUUAUUUUUUGGGUAGUAAAGUAAUUUAAUAUAUUUUAGCUUGUUAAACAACAAAGGAGACCAUUAAAGUAUCUUAAAUGUUAACUUAAAGGCCAAUGAGGGUAGACGAUGCACAGAGGAAUGAGAUGUAUUCACACACUGCUGAUUCUCUGAUGAAUGAGAUGAACGAGUUGUAACGUUUGGCAUAGCUACACAUUACAAGGAACUGACUUCAACAUCUUCCUGGGUUGCUGUUUUUAAAACGUUAGAGCCUAUCAGCGUACGGGUUAUUUGGGAGUCCCUCAGAAAGCUCUGGAAUGAAUGUCCCAUAGCAGAAAUCCUGAGUGAAGAGAAAUGUGUUUCUGUAAAACAACAGAUUUCAUAUCAUUAUGACAUCAAAUCUGAAUCAAUCUAAAUAGUUUGGUCUCUGCUCUGACGCGUGAGUCCGGUCCGCUGGGACAAAAUCAGUACAUUUUCCAAUUGAAAGGGCUCUCACUGACCACAACCAUCGUUAUUGUCUCCAUACAUAUCUAAUAAAGGCUCUGUUUCUAAAGCAAACAUUUGGAUGAGAUGGAAGCGUCUGGGGACUCCUCACGACUAGUUGGACUUGCACUGAAUGCAGAUGUAGACCAGGCGCCGUGGCCUUCUUGCUCUCCGGCUCUUUCCAUAUAGAUUCCACUUUAAAGCCAAGAACUAUUCAUUUGAACACAUGUGUCUAGCGUGUUGAGGUCUCAGUUGGGCCAUCCUGUAGAUUACAUCCAUACACUGUGUCCUGCCAAGUGAGCAGAAGGCUGUCGUACCACCUGGUUAGUUAAAAUAUGCACUUUAUCAAUUUCCUGUUUUUUGAAUUAAUUUUCCUUCCAUAAAGUAGUUGUGUUUGGCUUGAGGAAGUGAAGGUACCUGCAUGCAGUGGCUAUUGUAGUUUGUUGUCCAGUUAAAUGUCCAAAUGUAUGUAUGUAUGAAUGUAAAAAUAAAGACAUCAUGCAAGA
Messenger RNA from Pungitius pungitius (ninespine stickleback), 4161 nucleotides. It is a transcript of the gene mfn2, whose product is annotated as mitofusin 2. The transcript has 18 exons. Gene Ontology annotation, molecular function: GTPase activity; GTP binding. The record is from RefSeq and is a predicted model, not a curated record. Bases 303 to 2579 code for a protein of 758 amino acids. NCBI's taxonomy places the organism in Eukaryota, Metazoa, Chordata, Actinopteri, Perciformes, Gasterosteidae. Gene Ontology annotation, biological process: mitochondrial fusion; mitochondrion localization. Gene Ontology annotation, cellular component: mitochondrial outer membrane.